Messenger RNA from Galeopterus variegatus (Sunda flying lemur), 1369 nucleotides. It is a transcript of the gene DDIT3, whose product is annotated as DNA-damage-inducible transcript 3. The transcript is spliced from 3 exons. Gene Ontology annotation, molecular function: protein heterodimerization activity; RNA polymerase II cis-regulatory region sequence-specific DNA binding; transcription factor binding. Bases 563 to 1150 code for a protein of 195 amino acids. The record is from RefSeq and is a predicted model, not a curated record. Gene Ontology annotation, biological process: intrinsic apoptotic signaling pathway in response to endoplasmic reticulum stress; ER overload response; negative regulation of transcription by RNA polymerase II. Gene Ontology annotation, cellular component: CHOP-ATF3 complex; cytoplasm; CHOP-C/EBP complex. Lineage: Eukaryota; Metazoa; Chordata; Mammalia; Dermoptera; Cynocephalidae.
UUGCAGAGUGAGAGAGGAGAGGAAUCAAGGAUGAUACCAAGGUUUUUGGCUUCAGCAACUAGAGUUGCCAUUUACUGAGAUGGGGACAACUUUGGAAGGGGAAGAUCUUUGGAUAUGGAGUUUGUCUUUGGACAUGGUCUGAGAUGUCUACUAGACAUCCAAAGGCAGAUGGCAAGUAGGCAGUAGACAGCAGAAUUAGAGGUCCCAGGAGAGGUCCAGACUGAAAGUGUACAUUGGGAAGAUGUCACUGUGGCAGUGGACUUAAGAAAAUGCACUUGAUUUGUUUGCUUCCCUGUAGUUUAGUCCUUACUCUGGCACAUUUGAGGUCUGCCUUGAAUUUAGAGAAAGUUGAGUUAGCCAUGACUUUGCGAUUAUGUAAUCAGGAACUACAAAUGUCAGCAACUGAAAAAGGAAGUCAGACUCUCUUAUGUCCUUGGAAAUAGCUGCAGGGACCAUUAACCAUUCACACUCCACAAGACUGGCAGUAAUGAAGGACCAGUAAGAGGCUGGAGAUGAAAGUAGAAGAAACUGCCUCUCCCCCUUCCAAAAAUAGCUAACAUAUAUGUUUAUUCCUCACAGUGUUCCAGAAGGAAGUGUAUCUUCAUACAUCAUCACACCUGAAAGACCUGAUCCAACUGCAGAGAUGGCAGCUGAGUCAUUGCCUUUUUCUUUUGGGACACUGUCCAGCUGGGAGCUGGAAGCCUGGUAUGAGGAUCUGCAAGAGGUCCUGUCCUCAGAUGAAAAUGGGAGUGCCUAUGUCUCACCCCCUAGAAACGAAGAGGAAGAAUCAAAAACCUUCACCACUCUUGACCCUGCCUGUCUGGCUUGGCUGACUGAAGAGCCAGGACCAGCAGAGGUUACAAGCACCUCCCAGAGCCCUCACUCACCUGAUUCUAGUCGGAGUUCCCUGGCUCAGGAGGAAGAGGAGGAAGACCAAGGAAGAACCAGAAAAAGGAAACAGAGUGGUCAGUCCCCAGCCCGGGCUGGAAAGCAACGCAUGAAGGAGAAAGAACAGGAGAAUGAAAGGAAAGUGGCACAGCUAGCUGAAGAGAAUGAACGGCUCAAGCAGGAAAUCGAGCGCCUGACCAGGGAAGUAGAGGCGACUCGCCGAGCUCUGAUUGACCGAAUGGUUAAUCUGCACCAAGCAUGAACAAUUUGGGACCAUCACUCCCCCACUCAGGCCACGACCAACCUUUCCCAGAAGUGGCUACUGUCCACCUUCUCACCAGUGCCAGUGAUGUGACCCUCAACCCCACAUAUUCAGUAGGGGGAAGGCUUGGGGUAGACAAAAGGAAAGGGUCUCAGCUUGUACAUAGACAUUGUACAUUUAUUUAUUACUGUCCACAUCCAUUAAAGUGACUUUCUAUGA